This is a messenger RNA of Miscanthus lutarioriparius, 1758 nucleotides long. The record is from the annotation of a GenBank genome assembly. Lineage: Eukaryota; Viridiplantae; Streptophyta; Magnoliopsida; Poales; Poaceae.
AUGAAGCCGUCGCAGUCGAAGAAGAAGGGCAAGAAGAAGAAGAAGUCCUCGCCGCCGUCCGCGGCGCCGGCCCCUGCGCCGGGGGAGGGGACUGCGGAUUCGGAGGCCUGCUCCCCGCUGCCCGGAACCCAAACCCUAGCCGCCGCCACCGCGGCGGCGGCGGUUUCGGAGACGGAGUCCAGCAGCAGCGGCGAGGCCUCGACGUGCGCGUCGUCGGCCUGCUUCACCGCAAGCUCGUCGGGGACGGCGUCCUCGUCCUCCUUCUCUGCCUUCUCCUCGUCGGCGUCCACCGCUUCGUCGUCGGCCGCCGGCGAGGAGCGGCGGGACCUCACGUGGCUGCUCGACGCGUUCGCCAGCGCCACCAUCGACCAGAUCGACUCCGCCUACCGCGAGGCCGGCGGGGACCCCUUCGUGGCCGCCGGUAUCCUGGGCUCCACGCAGGACACGCAGCCGCCGCAGCCACCACAGCCGGCGCCGCAGCCCCCGCCACCACCGGAUCUCUCGCCGCGCAGUGGAUCUGGUGGAAGGAAGGCUGGCCGGAGGCCCAAGCGGGUUGCGGUGGCCGCUACGGGCAUGGUCGCGGACGUUAUUGGCAAGGAAUACACGCGGCCCGCGACUACUCCUGUAAGCGUGCCAAAUGCGUGGAAGGGUCGGGAUGGGGAGAGGGAUGGCGGGUCUGGUGGCUGCAAGUACAGCGUUGAAGAGGCAGAGCAAUUCCUGUGCUCCAUGCUCGGGGAUAAUUCCGAGCUUGGCAUGGGUGUUGUCAGAGACGUGCUCGGUCAGUAUGGGUAUGAUGUUGAGAAGGCUUUGGAUGCAUUGCUUGAUAUAUCUGGUGUGUCUUCCGUUGAAAACAUGGAAACAAAUCAUCAAAAUGCUGGAAGGAAUGACACCCGGCAUCUAUAUAUGUUCCCUGGAAAUGGGUUAUCAGUGGACAAUCUGACUGCAGGGAAUAGAAGAAGUUUACGACAGUUGACAGAUGAGAUAUCCAACACUAGGUUCCAGUCUGAAUUAGGACAUGAGUUUUUGUGGGGUGAACCUCAGAUCAGCUAUGCGGAGGCUGUUAAAGAGUCACCACAUUCACCAACAUUGCCUUCAAGAUCAACUGUAGCGAAAGCUGGUCCACAACAAAUCCUCGAUUCACUGUUUAAAAUUCCUGAAAUACGCACAUAUGAGCCAAGCUCUAUGGACUGGAAAAAGGUAGUAAAGAAACUGCAAACGUUCAAUUAUGCCGCCGCAUCAAACAACCAAGAAAGGCCUAAGAAUGGGGAUGGCUAUCGUGAGUUCCGUGGUGUUGCUGGGAGGCAUUAUGAUAAAAUGAAAGAAUACUAUCAGAAAGCUGCCCUGGCAUAUUCAAAGGGUGACAAGUCAUAUGCUUCUUACCUUGCUGAGGAGGGGAAACAUUAUCGUGAACUGGGUCGCUUAGAAGACGAGAAGGCCAGCAGGAAUAUAUUUGAAGCCAGAAAUAAGCAUAUAACGAAUACAAUAACCAUCGACUUGCAUGGCCAACAUGUCCAACAAGCUAUGAACCUUCUCAAACUUAACAUGAUGGUUUGUAUUUGCAUGCCAUCUGUCUUACUGAGGGUGAUUACUGGUUGUGGUUCAGAAGGUACAGGGAAGGGAAAAAUAAAGCGCUCGGUUAUAGAGCUUGCGGAGAAGGAACAUAUUGAGUGGCGCGAAGAGAACUCUGGAACUGUAGCCCUUCGGCUUGGUGGGCCAAGAGAGUAUCGGUUCCUUGAGCAUGAAAACGAUUCUGACUAA